AUGAAAAGUGCAAAACAGAGUGGCGGAGCGCCGGAGUCGGGGGCCGCGGGGGCCGCGGCGCUGGGCCGCGCGGCGCGCGGGCCGCGGAGGGCGGCGGCGCCCCGGGAUGCCCCGCGCCGCGGGUCACGGGCGCGCCCCGCGCAGCUGUUGCUGCUGCUGCUCGUGCCGCUGCUGGGGGCGCCGCGCGGCGUGGGCGCGGGGACCGGCGCGCCGGCCGAGCUGCGGGUCCGCGUGCGGCUGCCCGACGGCCAGGUGACCGAGGAGAGCCUGCAGGCGGACAGCGACAACGACAGCAUCAGCCUCGAGCUGCGCAAGCCCGACGGCACCCUGGUCUCCUUCACCGCCGACUUCAAGAAGGAUGUGAAGAUCUUCCGGGCCCUGAUCCUGGGGGAGCUGGAAAAGGGACAGAGUCAGUUCCAGGCCCUCUGCUUUGUCACCCGUCUGCACCACAAUGAGAUCAUCCCCAGUGAGGCCAUGGCCAAGCUUCGGCAGAAAAACCCACGCGCGGUACGGCAGGCCGAGGAGGUUCGGGGCCUGGAGCAGCUGCACAUGGACAUCGCCGUCAACUUCAGCCAGGGGGGCCUGCUGAGCCCCCAUCUCCACAAUGUGUGUGCGGAGGCUGUGGAUGCCACCUACACCCGCCAGGAGGACGUCCAGUUCUGGCUGGAGCAAGGUGUGGACAGCUCCGUGUUUGAGGCUCUGCCCAAGGCCUCGGAGCGGGCGGAGCUGCCUCGCUGCGGGCAGGUCGUGGACCGCGGGAAGCCCUGUGUCUGCCGCUACGGCCUGAGCCUGGCCUGGUACCCCUGCAUGCUCAAGUACUGCCACAGCCGCGACCGGCCUGCGCCCUACAAGUGCGGCAUCCGCAGCUGCCAGAAGAGCUACAGCUUCGACUUCUACGUGCCCCAGAGGCAGCUGUGUCUCUGGGACGAGGACCCCUAGCUGGGCUGGGGGGAGGGGUGGGCCUGGAGGUGGCUAUUCUGGGCCCACUGCCCCUCCCCCAGCCACUAGAGGGUGGUGACCCCUCCUGAGGCCUUACUUCCUCCUCCCACUGCCCUGGCCCGAGCCCUUGGGGGGCCCCUCUGGCCCCAUCUCCCUCGACUGUGAAAUGGGUGUGGCCUGGCAGGGGGUCACUCAUGAAGGCAGCCCCCACUGCCGCCCUGUGCCUGCCUUGGGGGCAGAGAGGGAGAAAGGGGCUCUCCAAACUGGCAUCCCUCCCCUCCUUCAUCUCCCCCAAGUGUUCACUUUCAAGCAGCCGCAAUGUGGGGGACCGUGAUUCUUCCUCGGAACUCUUCCAGGUUUAGACCCUAAAAGGAGUCUGUGCCUGUACGCCCACCUCCCCACACACAGCCCCCCUGCGCCUUCCUUGUCCCCAGCAACGAGGGGAUCUUUACCCCCCCAGGAGGGAGCUGUUGGGGACACAGCCCCCGCACCACAUCAUGGCACAUUCUUCUCAUUUCUCCCUGCCCAGGCCGCCUGUGGGGUGCGGCCCUCCCACCACCGUGCCUUGCCCCAGACCUGGACUCCGCCUCUAGAGCAGGCACCAGCUCUCCCCCUCUAAACAGAAAUAUUUUUGUAAGCUUCUAGGGUGGGGAGGGAGCAUGAAGUAUGAGGAAAACUUGAAUCCCAGAUUUUUAAUGCAAAGUAUUUAUCAUUUGUACCAGAAAUAAAAGUUUAAGUUUUUACUCGACUGACAACGCUAGACCCGGAGUUCGGAGAGAACUUUUAGCCAAUGCUGCCACCUGGUGUCAGAAAUGUCCCCAUGCCCUAUCUUGGCACAACAACUUCUAAAGCACCUACUGUGCGCUCAGCCGUUUGAGGGAGGGCAAGGAGAGGGGAGGCCCCGGGGAGGAGUGUCACUGGGGAAGGAUAAAGUAAAAUGUCAGCAUAAUAAGCCAGCUCGGAGGCAAGAGAUGAGAUUGCAACUCUGGAAUGAGACUUCCAGCGUCAGAUCCAGACCCUGCUGCUUACUCGCUGUGCAAUCCACGGCCAAGUUACUUUACCUCUCUGUGCCUCAGCUCUCCCAUCUAUAAAAUGAGCUCCGUUAUGAGACUUAA
Molecule: messenger RNA, 2054 nt
Organism: Microcebus murinus (gray mouse lemur)
Lineage: Eukaryota; Metazoa; Chordata; Mammalia; Primates; Cheirogaleidae
Source: RefSeq, a predicted model, not a curated record